Messenger RNA from Tripterygium wilfordii, 1497 nucleotides. Its product is annotated as ubiquitin-conjugating enzyme E2 32-like. Lineage: Eukaryota; Viridiplantae; Streptophyta; Magnoliopsida; Celastrales; Celastraceae. Bases 317 to 1237 code for a protein of 306 amino acids. The record is from RefSeq and is a predicted model, not a curated record. The transcript is spliced from 5 exons.
UUCUGGUAGAAUAAUAAUGACUCCAAAUUUAACUUAAACCGCCACAUUAUUAUUUUACAACGCAGAAAACGGCGAGUAUCAGGUCAAGCAAGAAACGGAUUGUGGGAAGGAUAUUACUCCUUUUGUCUUUUAUAAUCCUGAUUGCAUUUGAUCCCCCGAGGCCAAGAGUUCCUGAUUCCUUAGACGAAAGAUCGCAAUCUCUCGAACCGAUAAGCUCGUAGACGUAUUGAAAUACGUACACACGUUGAAGCUGGUUCACUGAUCGACCGGUGGUUGGUGGCGGUGUGAGGUGGAUCUCAGAUCAGGCUUGUGAUCAAUGGCGGAGGAUAAGUACAAUCUGAAGAAUCCGGCGGUGAAGAGGAUCCUUCAAGAGGUGAAGGAGAUGCAGUCUGAUCCUUCCGAUGAUUUCAUGAGCCUCCCUCUCGAGGAGAAUAUAUUCGAGUGGCAAUUUUCUGUAAGGGGUGCUUCUGGUACGGAAUUUGAGGGUGGGAUUUAUCAUGGAAGGAUCCAGUUGCCUUCAGAAUAUCCAUUUAAGCCUCCUUCAUUCAUGUUGUUGACUCCAAACGGCCGUUUCGAAACAAACUUUAAGAUAUGCUUAAGCAUAUCUAAUCACCACCCUGAGCAUUGGCAGCCUUCAUGGAGUGUGCGGACUGCUCUGGUUGCACUCAUUGCAUUCAUGCCUACAAACCCAAAUGGUGCAUUGGGCUCACUGAACUAUUCACCAGAAGAGAGGCGUGCCCUGGCCAUCAAAUCUCGUGAAGCAGCUCCCAGAUAUGGGACUCCAGAACGUCAGAAGCUCAUCGAUGAGAUCCAUGAGUAUAUGCUAAGCAAGGCACCCCCUGUUCCUCAACUCAGCACUUCAAAGGAUGCUGAAAAGCAAUCUGUCGAUAGAGAAGGUGAAGUCCAGGGUAGUUCUGAAGAUGGUGCUGCCAUAGCUGUUACUGGGGAAAUACUUCCGGAUCAGGCUGUAGGUGAUAGGAUUAUCGAAGAAAACCAGGAACUUCCUGUGAACACUAUUGCCGUUCCUGCAGCAGUGAGAGUACCUGGAGAAGUUCCAACCAGAGGCUCAGCCAGUGAGCCAGUGCAAAGGCCAGAGGUGAGGGUUCAAAGAUCAGCUGAUGAUCGUUUGUUUACUUGGGCUGCCGUUGGACUUACCAUUGCAAUUGUGGUCCUCUUGUUGAAAAAGUUCAUGAAAGCUAGCGGACACAGUGCCAUGUUCAUGGAUGGAGGGUCGUAGAUAUUAUGCAGACUUUUCCGUUCUAAUGCCACGCAAUACGGUACGUGGAAGGGAAAAAUUAUCAUAGAUCAUCUUCCUCAUAAUUGACCAACUUGUAAUUUAAAGUCAUUGUUUGUGUUUGAUAGUAUAUAGAUCAACUAUAUUGCGUUGGUUAAUGCAUCCUAGUUUAAGAACCUGUCAAUUGAUGUUCAUGUUUUGAUAUAAUUGCAUGAAGCCUGUAUCUAUAUGUGCCACAGAGUCCAAUCCUCCUUUCUUUCUGC